This is a messenger RNA of Plasmodium adleri (nom. inval.), 2619 nucleotides long. RefSeq names its product acyl-CoA synthetase. Gene Ontology annotation, cellular component: membrane; endoplasmic reticulum. Bases 1 to 2619 code for a protein of 872 amino acids. The transcript has a single exon. Gene Ontology annotation, molecular function: long-chain fatty acid-CoA ligase activity. The record is from RefSeq and is a predicted model, not a curated record. Lineage: Eukaryota; Apicomplexa; Aconoidasida; Haemosporida; Plasmodiidae.
AUGCACCUUAGAUUUAGUGUGUUUCUGUUUAUUAUUUAUAUAAUUCAUGUAGAUCUUUGUAAGACUGGUUGUUUAGGUAAAGAAAAAGGUUACUCUGAAAUUUGUGAGAGAGCGAUAUAUGAAAAUGAGUCUAAUACAUAUUGUAUGAAAGAUCAUUUAAUUCGCGAGUCUUUAUUUAUUUAUAAGCCUAUUAUGAAAUUAUUAUUAAAAAAAUAUAGAUUACGUAAUAAUAAAAUAGCAGUAGUGGAACAUGCUUAUGGUGAACCACAAAAUUUUAUAACAUAUGGAAAAUUUUUCAGAAAAGUAUUAUCCUUUAGUCAUUCUUUAAAUAAUUAUGAAGGCCAAGGUAUACAAGGAAAAAGUUAUAAAGAACAUCAGAAUCAUGGAUGGUUUAGAUUAUUAGGUAUAUAUGGUAGUAAUUCUAUAAAUUGGAUGAUUGCUGAUAUGGCAGCUAUGAUGAGUGGUGUAACAACAUUGAUAUUACAUUCAAAAUUUAGUAUAGAUGUAAUUGUAGACAUAUUAAAUGAAACUAAAUUAGAAUGGUUAUGUUUAGAUUUAGAUUUAGUUGAUGAUUUAUUACUUCAUAGACAUGAAUUACCAUAUUUGAAAAAAUUAAUAAUUUUAGAUAACUUAGUGAAACCUAUACAAAUAGAUUUUCUUCGUUAUGUUUUUAAUAAUUCAUCAGAAGCUUCAGAAAAUAAUGAUAUUAGUGAUGAUGAUGAUAAUAGUGAAAUGUCUGAUGAAUCUUAUGAAAUGAAUAUGGGUCUUGCAGAAUAUGAUUUAGAAAAAUUAGAAAAAAUAAAAGAAUUAAAAGAAAGAUCACAAAAUAUUGGUAUUCGAUUUUUAGAAUUUGAUGACGUAUCAAGUGUCCCAACUAAAAUUUAUAAUAUUCAAAAUGAUGAACCAGAUUUUGUUACCUCUAUUGUAUAUACAUCUGGAACAUCUGGAAAACCUAAAGGUGUUAUGUUAAGUAAUUUAAAUAUGUAUAGUUCUGUAAUAUCAUUAUGUAAACAUAGUAUAUUAAAUUAUCAUCCAAAAGCACAUUUAUCAUAUUUACCUGUAUCACAUAUAUAUGAAAGAGUUAAUGUUUAUGUUGCUUUUUUAUCUGGUAUAAAAAUAGAUAUUUGGAGCAAGAAUAUUAAUUUCUUUUCUAGAGAUAUAUUUAAUUCAAAAGGUGAAUUGUUAGUAGGUGUACCUAAAGUUUUUAAUAGAAUCUAUUCAAAUAUUAUGGCCGAAAUAAAUAAUUUGUCAUAUAUUAAAAGAAAUAAUAUUAAAAAUGUUUUCUCAUUACGUAGAUCUGUUAAUUGUGCUUGUUUUACGAAGUUAUUAGAAGGAAUAACUGGAUAUUCAGCUAAAAUUAGAAACUGUGUCAACCCAAAUUUAGAAGUGAUAUUAAAUGGUGGUGGAAAGCUAUCUCCAAGAAUUGCUGAGGAAUUACGUGUUCUAUUAAAUGUUAACUUUUAUCAAGGAUAUGGAUUAACUGAAACUACAGGUCCUAUUUUUGUUCAACAAAAAAAAGAUUAUAAUACUGAAAGUAUGGGAGGACCCAUAUCUCCUAAUACUAGAUAUAAAGUAAGAACAUGGGAAACUUAUAAAGCUACUGAUUCUACACCUAAAGGAGAAUUAUUAAUUAAGAGUGAUUCUAUAUUUAAAGGAUACUUUCUAGAAAAAGAACUAACUGAAAAUUCAUUUACAUAUGAUCGAUUUUUUAUAACAGGAGAUAUCGUUCAAAUAAAUGAUAAUGGUUCUUUAACUUUCUUAGAUAGAUCUAAAGGAUUAGUAAAAUUAUCACAAGGAGAAUAUAUAGAAACAGAUAUGUUAAAUAAUCUUUAUUCAGAAAUCCCUUUUGUUAAUAAUUGUGUUGUUUAUGGUGAUGAUUCUUUAGAUGAAGCAUUAGCUAUUAUUUCUGUAGAUAAAUAUUUAUUAUAUAGAUGUUUAAGAGAUGAUCAUAUGUUAAAUAAUACUGAUAUUAAUGAAACAAAUUAUUUAGAUAAAUUAAUUGAUGAACAAAUAAAUAAAAAACAUUUUAUUGAUUACGUUAAAAAAAAAAUGUUAUCAGUUUAUAAUAAAACAAAUCUAAAUAGAUAUAAUAUUAUUAAUCACAUUUAUUUAACCUCAAAAACGUGGGAUACAACUAAUUACCUUACACCAACAAUGAAGGUCAAAAGAUUUUCUGUUAUACAAGAUUAUGCCUUUUUUAUUGAACAUGUUAAAGAUAUAUUUAAAAAAAAAUUAAAAGGUGAAAAGGAACCUACCAAACAUGUAGAAAAUGAAACCCUAAAUGAACAGGAAGUAAAAAUUAAUGAAAUCGAUAAUGAAGAAUCAGAAAAUAAUAAUAUUUCAUUAUCGUCAGAAAAGAACAAAUCAAGAACUCAAGAAAUAAUUGCAUCACCAUAUCAACAAAGGAAUAAAUCAACACCUCUAGAGGAAAAUAUAUUAAUACCAGUGCAAAAAAAAAUUGAAAAAACAGAACAAAAUAAUAUGUUAAAAACUACAUUAACACCUAAUCUCAACUCUACUGAUACACCUUUAGAAAUACUUGAAAAAAAUAAUCUAGAAAUAAAAAAAUCCAGAUUUCAAGUUCAAACUGUAAGAGAAGAACGUGAAAUUAAUUCAUAA